CAGGGCAGAUUCAUUUCUAUGGAGCUGAUGGGGCACAACCUUCUUUUGCUUUCUGGGAGCCAGGCAGCUGAAUUAUGAUCCACCAGGGGUUCUCACAGGAGGGAAAGCCAUCUGAAAGACAAUGACCCCUCUCAUCUUCCUUUUCGUGGGUAUGCUUCAUCUUUUACCUUUGUGCUCAGGGAGGGCUGUGUGUAAAGAUGUUUGCCACUUGAAGACAUUUGAACAAAUAAAGGAAGAAAUAGCAGGCUACCAAGAUGUUGCUAAGGCCAUUGUAGAUCUUGCUGUGUGUGGCAAAGCCCAGAACAGAUCCUAUGAGAGACUGGCACUUUUGGUUGACACUGUUGGACCUAGACUGACUGGGUCCCCAAACCUAGAAAAGGCCAUCCAAAUUAUGUACCAGAACCUGAUGGAUGAUGGUUUGAAGAAUGUUCAUCUGGAACCUGUUAAAGUACCCCACUGGGAAAGGGGACAGGAGUCUGCUGUGAUGCUAGAGCCCAGAAACCAUUCAAUGGCCAUUUUAGGCCUUGGGAGCAGUGUCGGGACCCCUCCAGAAGGAAUUACAGCUGAAGUCCUGGUGGUGUCCUCUUUUGAUGAGCUGCAUAGAAGGGCCUCUGAAGCAAGAGGGAAGAUUGUCGUUUAUAACCAACCCUACAAAGGUUAUGGAGAAAGUGUACAGUACAGAGUUCAAGGGGCUGUAGAAGCUGCCAAAGUGGGUGCAGUGGCCUCCCUCAUCAAAUCUGUCGCUUCUUUCUCUAUCUAUAGUCCUCACACAGGAAUUCAGUACUACCAGGAUGGUGUGCCUCAGAUCCCAACAGCCUGCAUUACUGUGGAGGAUGCAGAGAUGAUGGCAAGGAUGGCUUCUCGGGGGACCAAAAUUGUCAUCCAGCUAAAGAUGGAAGCAAAGAACUACCCAGAUACAGAAUCCUUCAAUACUGUGGCUGAGAUCACUGGGAGCAAGUAUCCAGAACAGGUUGUCCUGGUCAGUGGACAUCUGGACAGCUGGGACGUUGGUCAGGGAGCCCUUGAUGAUGGCAGUGGAGCAUUUGUGUCAUGGGAAGCUCUCUCUCUUAUUAAAGAUCUAGGAAGCUUUUGGCCAAGAUGGCUUUCUGAAUGGGAGGCAAACUGCUCAUCUCUCACAUACCUACUCCAACAAAACCAUAAACUUCGUGCCAGACCAGGGCUGCGGCCAAAAAGGACCCUGCGCUUGGUACUGUGGACUGCUGAGGAGCAAGGUGGCAUCGGUUCACUCCAGUAUUACCAGCAGCACAAGGUCAACAUCUCCAACUUCAGCUUGGUAAUGGAGUCUGACUUGGGCAAUUUCAUGCCCACAGGUCUAGCAUUCACUGGAAGUGAUAAAGCCCGGGCUAUUAUGAAGGAGGUCAUGAACCUGCUACAACCCAUAAAUACCACCCAAGUCUUUGGGGAUGGAGAAGGAGUUGACAUUAACUACUGGAUCCAAGCUGGAGUACCUGGUGCCAGUCUACUGGAUGACUUAAAGCGGUAUUUCUCUUUCCAUCAUUCCCAAGGAGAUACCAUGACAGCACUGGAUCCCAUGCAGAUGAAUUACUCAGCCGCCGUUUGGGCUGUUGUCUCCUAUGUCAUUGCUGACCUAGAUGAGAUGUUGCCCAGGUAAUCAGGAGAACAAGGAAGAAGGCACAUUCUUUCCAGAAUCCAGUAUUCCACAGUGGCAAGAGCCCUCUUUUGUGUCCAAUAGGUUGAUUUGGUUUUUGUUCCUUGACUUCAAAACACACUUUUAUCUUCUGGCGCAAUGUUUCUCAACUCCUUCCUCAUUCUCUCAUUUUAAUAGCAACACUAAAAUCUUUUAUUGCCAGUGUUUUAUUGUUGUUCAAGUAUAGCAUUUUCUUACAGUUAUAAGGAAAAUUGUUUCCUUGAUGAGAGUAAAUACUUGAAUAAAUCUGUUCCUUUUGCAAAAA
Molecule: messenger RNA, 1934 nt
Organism: Vombatus ursinus (common wombat)
Lineage: Eukaryota; Metazoa; Chordata; Mammalia; Diprotodontia; Vombatidae
Gene: CPQ
Product: carboxypeptidase Q
Exons: 9
Coding region: 122-1633 (503 amino acids)
Biological process (GO): thyroid hormone generation; peptide catabolic process; proteolysis
Molecular function (GO): metallodipeptidase activity
Source: RefSeq, a predicted model, not a curated record